UGCCCGCGGGGGCUCCUCGGAGAGAGGAGGAGAGGGGGGCGCGGGGUCGCGGGUGCCGACGGCACUGGGAGGCUGCCGGGAGCGGGACCAUGUCGCUGCAGAGCCCGCCGGCUGCCGCCGAGCUGCCCCCGGGCCCCGGCGAGGGGCAUCCGCCGGGAGCGGAGCUGAGCCAGGGCAGCGCCGCGGCCCCGUCAGCCGAGGAGGGCGGCGAGGAGGAGGAAGAAGAGGAAGAAGGGGAGAAGGAAAAAGAAAAGGAAAAGGACGGAGAGAAAUUGCCGCCCAUCCCGUCGGUGUCCACCGCGGCUGCCGGGGGGUUGGAGGAAGGAGCCAAAAAUCAGUUUUCCACUUUCAGCAAUUUCAUCACAACUAUCAACCAAAAGAAAGAAGGCAUCGGAAACAGAAAUUCACCGACGCAACUUGUUAUACCCAACAUCAAAAACGGGAGGGACCUGCCACCUCUUUGCCUCGAUGUACGGCAAAAGCAGCGCAUGUCCAUGGAUACGUUACCCCAAGAACCAAAAGCACCAAUUCCUCCUGAACCUUCCCUUCCAAUUCGAACCAAAACUGUGAAAGAUUUUCAGGAUGAUAUGGAAAAGUCGAAGGCAUCGGGAGAUUGGAAAGCUGUACAUAAUUUUUAUUCUACAACUUUUGAUUCUUUCUUGGAGAUAAAUGCUGCAUUUAAGAAGGAUACCAAUUCUCCAUUUAAUACCAUUGAGGACUCUGGAAUCGAUGCAGAAUUUGUGAAUGUUGUCUAUGAUGCCUUAUUAAAUACUCCUCAAGAUGUUCAGAAGUCAGUCCUAAAAGGAAUAAUUAAUGGUCUACUGCAAGAAUGGACAGGGCCACGAACAAAGGAUGAUCUCAGAGCAUAUUGUAUACUUUUACAGAAUCCUCAAUUUAGUAACACUUCUACUUAUGUCAUCUAUGCUCACUUGCUAAGACAGAUAGCAGCCUUAACAGAAGCUGACCAUCAUUUCCUAGUGCACUGGUCUAAAAAGAUUUCACAGAAGAGGUUCAAGCAGGUGGUGGACAGGUUACUGCAAUUUAUUUCUUUACGGCUGUUUCCUGCAAAACCUGAGGAGUUUCCACCUAUGGUGAAAUGUACCUGGUGGAUUCCAUCAGCAGCAAAAGUCCUGGCUUUAUUUAAUGCUGCAAAUAGUCUGAUUAGCCCUCCUAUUAUUUCAUAUACGGAUUUCUAUAAUUCUACACUUGAUCAUAUUGAUCUUAUGGAAGAAUAUCAUAACUGGCAAUGCUAUGGGAAUUCUCACAGGUUUUCUUUCUGUCAAUACCCAUUUAUUAUUUCUAUAGCAGCAAAAAAAGUUAUUAUUCAAAGGGACUCAGAACAACAAAUGAUAAGUAUUGCACGGCAAAGCCUUGUGGAUAAAGUUUCUCGGAGACAGAAGCCUGACAUGAAUAUGUUAUUCCUAAAUGUGAAAGUGAGGAGGACACACCUUGUUAGUGAUUCACUUGAUGAGCUAGCAAGGAAGAAGGCAGAUCUGAAAAAGAAGUUGAAAGUUACAUUUGUAGGAGAAGCUGGUCUUGAUAUGGGUGGCCUGACAAAAGAAUGGUUUCUGCUUCUGAUUCGGCAGAUUUUUCACCCAGAUUAUGGCAUGUUCACCUACCACAAGGACUCGCAGUGCCAUUGGUUCAGCAGCUUUAAAUGCGACAACUACUCAGAAUUCCGACUGGUUGGAGCCCUUAUGGGACUUGCUGUAUAUAACAGUAUCACUUUGGAUAUUCGUUUCCCACCUUGCUGUUACAAGAAAUUAUUGAGUCCUCCCAUUGUUCCCUGUGAUCAUAACACACUUGUAGGCAUCUGUGGUGUCACAUUAGAUGAUCUGUUUCAGAUUAUGCCUGAAUUGGCGCAUGGACUAAGUGAACUUCUAUCCUAUGAAGGCAAUGUUGAAGAGGAUUUUUACUCAACUUUUCAGGUUUUUCAGGAAGAAUUUGGUGUUAUAAAAUCUUACAACUUAAAGCCAAAUGGAGAUAAAAUUCCAGUCACAAAUAGGAAUAGGAAAGAAUAUGUGCAGCUCUAUGUUGAUUUUCUUCUCAAUAGAUCGAUCUACAAACAAUUUGCAGCUUUCUAUUAUGGAUUUCAUAGUGUGUGUGCUUCUUAUGCAUUACUGCUACUUCGUCCAGAGGAGGUUGAAAUUCUCGUCUGUGGCAGUCCUGAACUGGACAUGUCUGCUUUACAGAGAAGUACCCAAUAUGAGGGCUACCAAAAAACUGAUCUGACUAUACGAUACUUCUGGGAUGUAGUACUUGGAUUUUCUCUUGAUCUUCAAAAGAAGCUGCUACAUUUUGCUACAGGAAGUGAUAGAGUACCUGUGGGAGGAAUGGCUGAUCUGAAUUUCAAGAUUUCAAGGAGUGAAACAUCCACUAAUUGGUUACCUGUGGCUCAUACCUGCUUCAACCAGCUUUGUCUCCCUCCUUACAAGAACAAGAAGGAACUGAAGCAAAAGUUAAUAAUUGGAAUUUCAAAUGCAGAGGGGUUUGGUCUGGAAUAAGAUUAAAUACUCCAAGAACAGCAUUUUAAUGUAGCAUUCACUCUCUUCUGAUUGUGCCUUUAAGCUUUUCAUUGUUACGUCUCUUGAUACUGUGCCAGUUUUAUCACAUUUAUUUUUUUUAAUUAAAUAUGAAGUGUAUGGUUUUUUCCUGAAUGGCAAUACAUUUGCUGCUUGCUUUCUUUGUAUAAAAAGCUCAUCUGUUCGAUAAACAAAACCCAACUAAGACAAUUCCCAAGUGUUAGGUUUUUCUUAAUAGCACUUUAUCAUUAAUCAUAAUUCCUUUAUAUCAAGGUAUCCCACUGGGAGAAAAUAUACAGAAUAUUUCUUUAUUGGUUAAUUCCAGUGGCAGAAAAAAUAUAACAUCAGCAUGUAGCCUUUUUUUUUUUUUUUCACAAAGACAAAUAGGAAUUUUAGUCUUUAUAAAAUGUAUGUAGUUUUAUUAUUCUGGUUUUCCUGCUUGGUGAAACCAGCUGUCUUAAGAGCUAUGUAAAUAACUGCCUGUGAAGAAAUAGGGUUUUGAUAGUGCCAUUUACUGCUAAAAAAUUAUUUUUUAUGAAUAAGAGGUUUUAGAUGUUGUAUAUUCAGCUUUUACACUUGAAUGUACAAGAGUGUUAAAAGGUAUUUUUUCAGCUUGAGGGGAUUCAAGUUCACGCUACAAGUAUUAAGGAAUUUGUAUGUUCAUUCUUAACAGCAAACUAGCCAGAUCUACUGUAGCAUUAUAGUAAACAAAAGUACAUAUUUAAAAUAAAUUCCACAUCUGGUGAAAUGCUUUAGGAAGAGAAUUAUAUCCACAACCUGUGGAAAACUGAUAUAGAGUAUCACGGUAUCCUUUUUUUGCAGCAAUUUUGUUGAAAGUCUUAAAAAAGCUGUGACAAAAGUGAAUACAAUAACAUUUCUGAAGAAUGUUGCAACUUUCAUUAACAUGGAGACCAGCAGUUAAAGAUGUUUUGUGUUUUUCACUGCACAAACUCUGUGAAAAGAAUUCUUGGUAUGUCUGCUCUGAGUUAGUAAAUUAGCAGCUGGGGAAGAAAUGGUUCUAAAAUACUGAAACAAUUGUAAGUCUGGGUUUUAUUCAUUAAAUGGAAAGAAUCUAUCAGCAUGCAGUAUAGUAGUUUUAAAUAUGAACAGCUACUGUGUGUUCUGUAGAUUUUUCUUUCAGCUGAAUAAGGCCCAGAUCAUUUGAGACACUUUGGCAUCUAAUUUGUCAGCUUUCCCCAUUGACUUCUGCUGCAGAAGUCAAUAUCUAUCCUGUGUCUGUACUCAAAUACUGUAUCAGUCUUCUUUCUUUCUCUGUAUUAUUUACAUACAAUCAACAGAUUUACAAAUGAUUAGCAAAUUAAUCUGUCUAAUUCAUGCUUUCAAAGCUGUUCUGGAUAUUCUUCAAUAGCUAAGUGUAAAUUUUACUUUUUUAUUUCUCCUAGAAAAGUUACUGGUGAUUUUACUGUUUUAUUAAGGCAGAGAUAAAUAUUAGGAUAUUUUAGAAUUUUUGACACUGUAUUCAUAGUGUUGUCAUUGAAACCAGUAAUAAAAUUUCCAUUGGCUUUAGCCUGGAACUAAGGCGUGCUAAAAGCAGCACUGAAAAAAUCUGCAUUUUUACAUUGUAUCUCCCAAAUGGAGAUUUUAAAAUAAAUUUUAACUUGCAGGAUUUCAGAUAUUGAGAAAUAAAUUAAGCUUUCACUGUUGCACUGAAUGAACUAGAUAGAUGCAAGCAAUGUUAAAUUUCUAAAACCUGAAUGUGGCUGUAAGAAACAAAGACCUACUGCCUUUCUUCUCUUUGUAGAAUUGGAUUCAUGAAAGGUUGGCUUAUGAAAAAAUAGCUAUACAAUUUAUCUGAAAACAUGGCAAAUUAGCCAAAAUAUUUUUUUAAGGCUUAAACGUGCUUUUAAUAACUAUUUAUCUACUAUUGUUAAAAUAAAAGCUUUAUCUUUUCUCCUUUUCACUGAAUUGCACUUUGCCUUCUGUUCAGUUUUAUUUAUUGAAGCUUUUUUUGAGAUAAUAUGUAAUAUUACCUCAGAAUUCUAAAAAUGCUAUUGUAUUUGCAUCAGUUUUUAAAUCAGAUUGUCAUUCAAAGACAUUUUAUAUAUUUCCUGUUGUUGAUAAAUUAAAUAGUAAAUUUUGUAUUUGUUAAAUGAAAGCAUUACACUGUAUUUAUGAAAUAAGACUCUGAUAAUUUAAAAAAAAAAUAUUCAAUGGUGUUUUGUUGUUCUUGUGUCUUGCCCUGUAACCCAGCAAAUCUUUUUUUAUCUCCAUCAUUGUUUUGUACUAUACAAAAGAAAUCUUGUUUGUAUAAACUUGUUCACUACUAAGUAUCUAUUUUUUAUGUAUCAAAAUUGUCCAGUCAUUAAAUCAAAUAUUUCAAAUGCUGA
Messenger RNA from Vidua chalybeata, 4870 nucleotides. RefSeq names its product HECT domain E3 ubiquitin protein ligase 2 (gene HECTD2). Bases 90 to 2504 code for a protein of 804 amino acids. Gene Ontology annotation, molecular function: ubiquitin protein ligase activity. The record is from RefSeq and is a predicted model, not a curated record. The transcript is spliced from 21 exons. NCBI's taxonomy places the organism in Eukaryota, Metazoa, Chordata, Aves, Passeriformes, Viduidae. Gene Ontology annotation, biological process: protein polyubiquitination.